This is a messenger RNA of Ictalurus furcatus (blue catfish), 1428 nucleotides long. RefSeq names its product mediator complex subunit 19b (gene med19b). Gene Ontology annotation, cellular component: mediator complex. Gene Ontology annotation, biological process: positive regulation of transcription by RNA polymerase II. The transcript is spliced from 6 exons. Gene Ontology annotation, molecular function: transcription coregulator activity; transcription factor binding. The record is from RefSeq and is a predicted model, not a curated record. Bases 340 to 1068 code for a protein of 242 amino acids. NCBI's taxonomy places the organism in Eukaryota, Metazoa, Chordata, Actinopteri, Siluriformes, Ictaluridae.
GAUAAUACGCGCCUAUUACGUAUGUGUUCUAAACUUUCACUUAACAACGCGUAAAUUCUGCACCGAAACAACAACAAGAAGAAUGUGGAUAACAAUAGUUUGAGUCCUGUAACCUUUGACAUCAUGUGCAUCCUAAAGUAUGUACGAAUUGUGAUUUUAAUAUGUAUAAUAAAAUGUUAUUUAGAUAUGUCGCAAUAUUAGAUGUAUUAUGGUACAAACUAUUAAACUACACCGAAUACAGUAACCACUAAGAGCGUCAAGAAAGUCUUCAAACAACACGUCAAAAGUGAUAGUUCAUAUUGUGGGGGGAAAAAAGAAAGAAAGAAACACAUCUUAAACAUGACAGAAAUAUUUUCAUCGCUCUACGGACAAACUGAAGCCCAGGGACCUUCUGCGAUGGGGUUCGGCCCCGGGAAACCACUUCCACCACCGGUCCCCCAAAACCCAGUGCACAUGGCUGUGCCUAUUCCACACCAACUUGUAGAUGAAGGGCCUCCUCUCCGAAAACCUGCAGCCAUGAACGAGCCCUUUUACUUAGUGCGAGAACUGCCAAUGGAAAAUGAGCUGACUGGAAACACCAACCUCAUUACACACUACAAUCUGGAACAUGCAUACAACAAGUUUUGUGGCAAGAAGGUGAAGGAGAAGCUCAGCAACUUUCUCCCAGAGCUACCUGGUAUGAUAGACACUCAAGGUCUUCAGGAUGGAAGUUCUUUGCGCUCCCUUAUUGAGAAGCCACCAGUGUGCAACAACUCCUUCAGUCCUCUUACUGGAACCAUGCUUACUGGGUUCCGACUACACACAGGCCCUCUUCCCGAGCAGUACAGACUGAUGCACAUUCAGCCCCCAAAGAAGAAGAGCAAACAUAAACACAGACACCACCGACCCCAGGACCCCUUACCCCCAGAAACACCGUCAGACUCAGACCACAAGAAAAAGAAGAAGAAGAAGGAUGAUGAUCCUGAUAGAAAGAAAAAGAAGAAGGAUAAGAAGAAAAAGAAGAACCGUCACAGUCCUGAUCACCCGGGCACGACCAGCUCUCAGCCCAGCAGCAGCAGUCUGAGAUAAAAGCACACAGGAUGAGAGAAUUCACUGUAAAUAGCAUUAAAAGACACAAGUGGGGAAUACGGUUAUUUUAAGUGUGUGUGUGUGUGUGUGUGUGUGUGUGUGUGUGUGUGUGUGAGUGAGAGAGAGAGAUAGAGAGAGGCAUUGCAGUGCAGGCCUUUAUUUUUACUCGUGUAUGGUACUUGUGUAUUGUGUAUAUGCUUCAGCAAGACAACAAACCAUAUUGCAGCAAAGCAUAUUUGUUACAUCAGUUAGUAAUUGUAUGUUUAUUUAUGCAAUAAUAAAUUAAUACAGACAAAAUGUCAUGUACACUGUGACACUGAACAUCUUUCAUCAAGUCAGUAAAACACUUUGCAAUUUUUA